AUGGCGCUUCUCAGUGUUUCCCUAUUCGCCCAUUCCACCGCCGCUCUCUGCGUCCCCAGCGAACCCUAUGUCGACUGCAACUUCCACGCCCUUUCCUCCCCCCAUUGGCCCGCUCUUUCCGGCGACGCGCCAGCCCUCACGGCAGCCUGGAAAGCCGCCGUCGCGCAGACUCCCGAGUACCCCGAGGGGCGGUUUGCGGGGGAGGGGCUGGUGAUUACGGCGACCAAACUGGAUCUGGUCAACGUGCCGGUCCUGCUAACGACGCUCCAAUCAGAGGGGUUUGAUUUGCCUGUGGAGAUCUGGUACUCUGGUGAUGUCAGCCCUGACGUCAUGACCUCCCUGCUAACCAGUUACAGCAAGCUUGUGAUCAAGAACGUGGCCAACUAUGCGUCGGACGACGAUCUCCGGAGCACAGAGACUAGUCAAGGGGAGCACGUUUUCCAAGCGAAGCCUAUCGCGAUCCUGCAUUCGUCUUUCGAAGAGGUCCUUUUCCUCGACGCGGACAACAUCCCCAUGGCCAACCCCGCCGCCCUGUUCCGUUCCGCCCAGUACCAGACCACCGGCGCCCUGUUCUGGCCGGACUUCUGGCGGACCGCCACCGGAAACCCAAUCUGGUCAAUCCUGGGAGUUUCGUCUCAGGGGCAAGAGCAGGAGUCGGGGCAAAUUUUCGUCGACAAACGGCGCGCGUGGAAAGCGCUCAACCUUGCGUUCUUCUUCGCAAAGGACAGUACGUUCCAGAAAAUGAUCAACGGCGACAAGGAGGCGUUCCGCCUGGCGUUCCUGGCGACCGGAACGCCGUUCGCCAUGGUCGGAACGCCGGUCGCUGCCGCGGGAGCGGAAACGGAUUCCGGCGGAUUCUGCGGGCACACCAUGGUGCAGCACGACCCCGAGAGCGGCGCGCCGCUGUUUUUGCACCAUAACUCGCUCAAACACGGGGCGGCCGUGACGUGGCAGGUCAUGAAGGCGGUGCCAGCUGGCAAGGGAUUCUCCGUAGUUCCUCUCCCCCCCGCCACGAUCAACGGCGAGCCGGUCUCCUGCCUGGACCUGGCGGGUGCUGACGUCAUCAUUACGCCCGAACCUUUCUCCGCUUUUGAGACGACGUUCGCGAAGCUUCAGGCUGCCGCGGACCCUGCCCUGAAACGCGUCUCCCAGAACGAGUUCACGUCCGUCAGUCUGGCGACCGCGAGAAAGCUACUCCAGGGCAACGGCUCCGCGACCGUCCCGCCGUCCUCUCCUGGAGUGUGCCCGAGCGGCGCAAACUACUGCUACUCCAGCGGGGGCUCCAUCCUGACGUGCUGCCUGACGUCAUGCUCCGGCGUCUACGCCAGCCUCGACCCGGCCGUUGACGCAGUCCAAUUCUGCAACGCGUUUGGCGGCGGCGUUGAUUAUGGGGGCACCCCCGUCGGCACGACCCCGUCUCCCUCCACCCUAGUUGCCGGCGUCCCCCCCACGGGAGGCGUUUGCUUGCCCGGUUUCUUCAACCAGCCGUGCUUCCCUGCGGGUGGAACCGGCCCCGCCAUCUGCUGCCCCAGCGCCUUCUACCAGUGCGCCGGAACCGACGGCCCCACGCCCUUCUGCCAACCGGUCUAG
This is a messenger RNA of Klebsormidium nitens, 1590 nucleotides long. The record is from the annotation of a GenBank genome assembly. NCBI's taxonomy places the organism in Eukaryota, Viridiplantae, Streptophyta, Klebsormidiophyceae, Klebsormidiales, Klebsormidiaceae.